Scaptodrosophila lebanonensis is the source of this 998-nucleotide messenger RNA. RefSeq names its product NFU1 iron-sulfur cluster scaffold homolog, mitochondrial-like. The record is from RefSeq and is a predicted model, not a curated record. Gene Ontology annotation, biological process: iron-sulfur cluster assembly. Gene Ontology annotation, molecular function: iron-sulfur cluster binding; iron ion binding. Gene Ontology annotation, cellular component: mitochondrion. The transcript has 3 exons. The coding region runs from base 66 to 911 and encodes 281 amino acids. Lineage: Eukaryota; Metazoa; Arthropoda; Insecta; Diptera; Drosophilidae.
AGAUCUUUUUUAAGCUAAGUGGCAACAGCUAUUGCACAGCUGAUUACAAACAACCAAUUGUAAUAAUGUCGAAAAUAUUUGGAUUUGCAGCAAAAAAUACUUUGCGUAAUACUCGCUAUGGAGCGACUCAAAUUGGUCAACAUGCGACUCGAACCUACAUGGCCAUGGGGACCCCAAUAUCGCAUAAUGCGCCAUUUCUGAUAACCCAAAGCCUACUUCAACAGCCGGCUAUUACACCAUUGAGCAUGAUUGGAAAACGCAACAUGUUCAUACAGACACAGGAUACACCGAACCCAGACAGCUUGAAGUUUUUGCCUGGUGUUGAGGUACUCGGCAAGGGUAAUACAUAUGAUUUUCCAACUGGCUCGAGUGCUCAUUGCAGUCCCCUAGCCAAGCUUUUGUUUCGUGUCGAAGGCGUGCGUGCUGUUUUCUUUGGAGCCGAUUUCAUAACAAUUUCAAAAGAGGAGAGCGCCGAGUGGAGUCUCAUUAAGCCAGAGGUGUUUGCUGUCGUCAUGGAUUUCUUUGCCAGUGGCUUGCCCAUUUUACACGAAGCUCGUCCCAAUGCCGAUACAGAAAUUUCGGAUGAUGACGACGAAACGGUUAUGAUGAUCAAGGAGCUGUUGGACACACGUAUUCGCCCAACAGUACAAGAGGAUGGUGGUGAUAUUGUUUUCAUGGGCUACGAAAAUGGUGUAGUCAAGUUAAAAAUGCAGGGUUCAUGUUCAUCGUGUCCAAGCUCUAUUGUAACACUGAAAAACGGUGUGCAGAACAUGUUACAAUUCUAUAUACCCGAAGUUGAAUCGGUGGAGCAAGUUUUUGAUGAUGCUGACAGAAUGGUGGAUAAGGAAUUUGAACGUUUUGAAAAGAGCUUGAAACAGAAAGAACCAGCCGAUGUUUCCGCAAGCAAAUAGUUUACUUUAAUUGACUAAAUUAUGCGUUACUAUACUUAGUAUGUUGUUAAAUAUAUUAAUUAAAAUGUUAUCUUGAUGCUAACCUUA